AUGGAACAAGAUGAUUAUAUGAUGAAUUUUGGGGCCGACCCAACCGAACCAAGUAAAGGAGAAGAACUUGAACCAAACGUAUCGGCAGUUAUACAACAUGAUCCAACUAUAUUGGAUCCCACAGUUAUUGCGACCAAAACAAGAAGACCGCAAGUGAAAUUGACGUCAGAAAAAUUAUUGAGUGAUCCAGGUUUACCAUUUGUGAUGAAACAUGCACCAAAGAGGAUACGGAUAUCGACAAGUAGAAAAUCAGCACAACAAAAUUUGUCUAAUAUUGUUCAAUUCUAUCAACUUUGGGCUCAUAACUUGUUUCCAAAAGCAAAAUUUAGAGAUUUUAUCAAGUUAUGUGAAACACUAGGAAAAACUGAUAAAGUAUUAAAAGAGUAUAGAGCUAAUUUAUAUAGGGUCGAUAUGGGAAUUGACCCAAUUGGUGAUGAAGAACAACAGGAUGAUUAUAUUAACACAAUGCCUGAUACCGGAGAUAAUGCUAUACACGACAUCACUUCUAGUUCAAAUCAAGAACCGUCCUUAUUUGUUAACCAGGAUUCCAUUGACAUGCAUACUCAAAGUACGAUACCACAAGAUACUCACACGCAAUUACAAAACGAAUCAAUUACAACUAAAGAUAACAACAACAACAACAACAACAACAAAAAUAAUAAUAAUAAUAAUAAUAAUAAUAAUAAUAAUAAUAAUAACAAUGGUGAUGAGGAUGAUCUCAACGAUGACGAUGACGACGACCUAUACUCUAUAUCUGUUAUGAAACAUAGUACCAAGAAAACGGUCACUGAAGAAAGUAACCCGAAAACAAGCGGUUUGAAUGACAUAUCAACAGAAGGUAUGCCUUCUCAAGCCGAACUUGAUGAAAUGAUGCGUGAAAUGGAAAAUACACAACAACAGAAUUCUCAAUCCAAUUCUACUAAUAAAGUAAAAGACACCGAAAACCACUAUUCUGAUGAUGAAGAGGCUCUAAAUGCGGUUGAAAAUGAAUAUAUGAAUGAGACAAUGAAUGACAUGGGAGCCUAUGGUUUUUAA
Molecule: messenger RNA, 1035 nt
Organism: Maudiozyma saulgeensis
Lineage: Eukaryota; Fungi; Ascomycota; Saccharomycetes; Saccharomycetales; Saccharomycetaceae
Source: the annotation of a GenBank genome assembly